Molecule: messenger RNA, 531 nt
Organism: Paramecium tetraurelia
Lineage: Eukaryota; Ciliophora; Oligohymenophorea; Peniculida; Parameciidae
Exons: 3
Source: RefSeq, a predicted model, not a curated record
AUGGGAAGUCAUUGUUCUUAAGCAGUCUAAAAUACUACUGUUACAUAUGAAGAGAAGAAUGAAAUUAAUAAUACUAUUUAGGAAAAGGAAUCCUUUGUACCAAUAUUCACUGGCAAAUUGAAUCUAAAUGUGGAAAUUGACAAAGGCGUAUACUCAAUGAGACCAUGCAAUGUUAAUGAUUCAGUUUUGGAUAUAACAACUGAAAGAAAUUAACAGGAAUAAAUACAACAAAAUUAGUUAUUGUCAAAGAAGUAUUUCGACGAUACUAUGACCAUAAACAAGUCUCACAAUUUAGUAUAUUCCAAUAUGGGUUUUAACAUACUCUCUGAGAUUAUUCCAAGCGAAGUGGUAUCCCAGAAAUAAGAAAAAUAAAAAAAAGUAGAAGAAUGCGACGAGGACUAUGAUUAAAUGUGUAGAACUGAUUUGGAUUAGUUUAAAUUUUAGUAACCGGCUGUUAUGAAAUAUGUAGACAAAUAAAUACCAACCUAACAAAAGACAAACACUGUUGACCAAAGAAAUCUAAGAAAAUGA